AUGCAUGUCUCUAAUCCUCACCAACCUCUUGACUUGUCCAGCCGAACCACCUUUUUUCAUGACAAUGUCGUCGUCAUGGAGGUCGAUAAUCUUCUUGCCGGAUGGCCCACUUACACAAUAAAUUUCACGCCUGAGCAUCCAGGACCGCUGAAGCUUAUUUUGCACUUGAAGGAUGCAUCGAAAUUUCGAUCAACCAAAGAUGAUGAUAGUGAAGACGAGGCAGAGGGAGCGGGAGCAAGGAAGGAGGAUGCAGAUGUUACCAUGGUGUUUGGAGAUCGGACCACACCACAGGACUCGUCUGAGGAAGAAUAA
This is a messenger RNA of Suillus paluster, 312 nucleotides long. RefSeq lists its product as uncharacterized. The transcript is spliced from 3 exons. NCBI's taxonomy places the organism in Eukaryota, Fungi, Basidiomycota, Agaricomycetes, Boletales, Suillaceae. The record is from RefSeq and is a predicted model, not a curated record. Bases 1 to 312 code for a protein of 103 amino acids.